CCCGGAGUACAUCUGUGUCAGGCACAGCCAGCUAAAGCAGUCAUGUAUGCGCAGGCUCUGAUCUCUGGGGAGGUUCAUUACAGGGUCUCGUACAAGGGCAUUCUCUGCUUCUGCACAUCAGCAUGGAAGAAGCUCGUCAAGGGAAGAAAAUGCAACCUGGUCAUGAUGAAGAAGCUGUUGUGGAUAUGGGCAAAAUCAGCUCUACUAUCAAUACAAAUUUUGAGAAAGAAGAGCUAGAGAGCCACAGAGCUGUGUAUAUUGGAGUUCAUGUCCCACUUGGAAAGUCAGGCCGUCGACGGCAUAGACAUCGUGGGCACAAGCACCACAGAAGAAAAAAAGAAAAAGAAACUGAUAGAGAGGAUGGCCGAGAAUCUCCAUCAUAUGACACACCAUCCCAACGAGUGCAGUUUAUCUUGGGUACUGAAGAUGAUGAUGAACACAUUCCUCAUGAUCUCUUCACUGAAAUGGAUGAACUUUGCUUCAGGGAUGGAGAAGAAUAUGAAUGGAGAGAAACUGCUAGGUGGCUGAAGUUUGAGGAGGAUGUUGAAGACGGCGGUGAUCGAUGGAGCAAGCCUUAUGUAGCAACUCUGUCUCUGCACAGUCUCUUUGAACUGCGGAGCUGCAUUCUUAACGGGACGGUCAUGUUGGACAUGAGAGCAAACACACUUGAUGAGAUAGCAGAUAUGGUUUUGGACAGCAUGAUUGCCUCUGGGCAGCUGGAUGAAUCCAUAAGAGAGAAUGUGAGAGAGGCCCUUCUAAAGAGGCAUCAUCAUCAGAAUGAGAAAAAAUUCAGCAGUCGGAUUCCUCUAGUUCGGUCUUUCGCAGAUAUAGGCAAGAAACAUUCUGACCCUCUCUUGCUUGAACGAAAUGGGGAAGGCCUUUCAGCCUCCCGCCACUCUUUGCGAACAGGUCUCUCUGCCUCCAAUCUUUCCCUGAGAGGAGACAGCCGUUUGUCGGUUCUUCUCAGUUACCUCCUUCCUUCUUCAAGAGCUGGGACCCCGGCAGCCUCAAGGUGUACAACCCCUGUAACCACCCCUCAAAACACACCACCCUCCAGCCCUACCUGCAGGCUCCCGCCAAGCCCACCUCAGGGCAAGGAAUUGCUGGUGUCACCUGCCAGUGAUGAUAUUCCUUCAGUAGUAAUCCACCCACCUGAGGAGGACUUAGAAGUGCAGGAAAGCCAGGAAAAGAAGACAGAGGAAAAUAUUGGCAAAACACCAGGGCUAUUGGCAUCUCCACAGUCAGCACCUGGAAAUUUAGACACCGGGAAAAGUGGAGAUGUUAAAGCUACUGGGACAGGAGGAAGCAGAGAAAACAGCACAGUUGAUUUUAGUAAGGUUGAUAUGAACUUCAUGAGGAAAAUUCCUUCAGGAGCAGAAGCAUCAAAUGUGUUAGUGGGAGAAGUAGAUUUUUUAGAAAGACCUAUUAUUGCUUUUGUGAGGCUCUCCCCUGCUGUGCUUCUCUCGGGUCUCACAGAGGUUCCGGUCCCUACACGGUUUUUGUUUUUGUUGCUGGGACCAGCAGGAAAAGCCCCACAGUACCAUGAAAUUGGACGAUCGAUAGCAACACUUAUGACAGAUGAUGUUUUCCAUGAUGUUGCCUAUAAAGCAAAGGACCGAAAUGAUUUGUUGUCAGGAAUUGAUGAGUUUUUAGACCAAGUGACAGUCCUGCCUCCAGGAGAGUGGGAUCCAUCUAUACGAAUUGAGCCACCAAAAAGCGUUCCUUCCCAGGAGAAAAGGAAGGCACCUAAAUUUCCAAAUGGAUCUACUCCUACAGGAGAGGCUCUUAAAGAAGAAGGCCAUCAUGCUGGACCUGAACUUCAGAGAACUGGAAGGCUUUUUGGUGGUUUGAUACUUGACAUCCAAAGGAAAGCACCUUUUUUCUUGAGUGACUUCAAGGAUGCAUUAAGCCUGCAGUGCCUGGCCUCGAUUCUUUUCCUAUACUGUGCCUGUAUGUCUCCUGUAAUCACUUUUGGAGGGCUCCUGGGAGAAGCUACAGAAGGCAGAAUAAGUGCAAUAGAGUCUCUCUUUGGAGCCUCAUUAACUGGGAUUGCCUAUUCUCUCUUUGCUGGGCAACCUCUUACUAUCUUGGGAAGCACAGGACCAGUUCUAGUAUUUGAAAAAAUAUUAUUUAAAUUUUGCAGGGAUUAUGGUCUUUCCUACCUCUCCCUGCGAACUUGCAUUGGUCUGUGGACUUCAUUUCUAUGCAUUGUGCUUGUAGCCACAGAUGCCAGCAGCCUUGUGUGCUACAUCACUCGAUUUACUGAGGAAGCUUUUGCAGCGCUCAUAUGCAUCAUAUUUAUUUAUGAAGCAUUGGAAAAGCUUGUUCAUUUGGGAGAAGUGUAUGCUUUCAAUAUGCACAAUGAUUUGAAUAAACUGACUUCAUAUUCAUGUGUGUGUUCUGAGCCUGAGAAACCAAGCAAUGAAACAUUGCGUAUGUGGAGGACUAUGAAUAAGUCUGGAGAAGAUAUAGCGUGGAGUAACCUUACAGUUUCUGAAUGUUUAGAAUAUCAUGGUGUGUUUCGUGGAUCAGCCUGUGGCCAUCAUGGACCAUAUAUUCCAGAUGUUCUCUUCUGGUCUGUCAUACUAUUUUUCGCAACAUUUUUCCUCUCCUCUUUCCUUAAGAAAUUCAAGACCAAACGUUACUUCCCAACUAAGGUGCGUUCUACCAUCAGCGACUUCGCAGUAUUUCUGACCAUAGUAAUCAUGGUUGUGAUUGACUAUCUUGUAGGAGUACCUUCUCCUAAGCUUCAGGUUCCAGAGAAGUUUGAACCCACCCGAAAAGACCGAGGAUGGUUCAUAGAUCCUCUUGGAGGCAAUCCUUGGUGGACACUCUUGAUUUCUGCUCUUCCUGCUUUACUCUGUACCAUUCUCAUUUUCAUGGAUCAACAAAUAACAGCUGUUAUUAUAAACAGGAAAGAGCAUAAACUGAAGAAAGGCUGUGGUUAUCAUCUUGAUCUGCUCAUGGUUGGUAUUAUGUUGGGAAUAUGUUCUCUCAUGGGCUUACCGUGGUUUGUUGCUGCAACUGUCCUGUCUAUAAGUCAUGUUAACAGCCUGAAAGUUGAAUCUGAAUGCUCAGCACCAGGAGAACAACCAAAGUUUUUGGGAAUCCGGGAGCAGCGAGUGACAGGAUUGAUGAUUUUUGUGCUGAUGGGGAUGUCAGUGUCCAUGACAUCUGUGUUAAAGUUUAUUCCGAUGCCAGUUUUGUAUGGUGUCUUUCUUUACAUGGGAGUGUCUUCAUUAAAAGGCAUUCAGUUUUUUGACCGUAUAAAACUGUUUGGAAUGCCUGCCAAACAUCAGCCGGACCUGAUUUAUCUACGUUAUGUGCCACUCUGGAAGGUCCAUAUCUUUACAGUUGUUCAACUCACUUGUCUAGUUUUGUUGUGGGUGAUUAAGGCCUCUGCAGCUGCUGUUAUUUUCCCUAUGAUGGUCCUAGCAUUAGUGUUCAUUCGCAAGCUGAUGGAUUUAUGUUUCACCAAAAGAGAGCUUAGCUGGCUUGAUGAUCUUAUGCCAGAAAGUAAAAAGAAGACAGAAGAUGACAAAAAGAUAAAAGAGAAAGAAGAAGCAGAGAGAAUGUUUUCAGACAAUGACAGUGUACACCUUGCAUAUGGACAAGCAAAUCUGGAUUUUCCUGUAAAAACUUUGAAAUACAGCAUUGAUCCCUCAGUUGUAAACAUAUCAGACGAAAUGGCCAAAACUGCACAGUGGAAGGCUCUUGCCAUGAGUACUGAGAAUGCCAAAGUAACCAGAGCUAACCUGAGCCCUGAAAAACCAGAAAGUGUGAAAAUAGAAGUGGAAAAUUCACCGGUUGUGAGAUAUGUGGAUGCUGAAACAUCUUUAUAGAAUGGAACCAAUGGGAAUUGUGUGUAUUUGUGUGUGUAUAUACAUCACUGUAGGAUAUUAUACCAUGGAAGUGUGAUUUCCAGUUUAAGGAGCAACAUAUAUUUAAUUUCAGCCAUUGUUUAGGGCACUGUAGAUAUGCUUGCAUAAUGUGAAGAUUUUCCCAUCAAAUAAGAUGAGUGGUAAUCACACUUCAGCUAUUUAUUUUAUUGGAAAUUUUAUUUUCAUUUUUAAAUAGGAAGACUGUAAUGAAUGCUUAUUAUUUUCAAUAAUCAAUAUGUGCAUAAAAGUUACAUCAGCUUUUGCUGAUGAUUACUGGUCCAUAUUGCUUAAAAUUUUGCAAUACCUCUUUUUAUAAUGUGCGCUACAGAAGUUUUGUUUUCCAUGCAGGCAGUCAGUGCUUGUUUUUGCAGGGUAUACUUUUUUUGUGGUUUCAUAGAACAAAUGUUAAUGUGCUGUUGAUAAGAACUACUGUGUUUUAUGUCUCCACUCCAUGCUAGUGUUUUCUGGAUUCUGUCUCUCCUACUCUACAGAAAUGGCCUAGGGCCCUAAGUCAGGUGGUUAGUUAAGCCUUAAAAUGCAUCUAAAUACCCUGGUGUGCUGCUUUCUUUGUUUUUUUGGAUUCUCUUGCAUUUUCUUUAUUGUCCAAUAGCAGUAUGAGUGCAGUAAUGGUAGUUACAGUCCCAAGUCAGUAUUUGCCAUUCUGGACACUCCAUGUUUACACAGUAUGAAUUGGAUUUACAGGCACCAAUUGGUAUGUAGGAAAUUAUAAGUACUUACCACAUCAGUACUCUUGAAUUCUUUUCUUCCUGUUUUUACUUACAUUUUUUCCCACAGAUUUUCAGCAUCUGAUUUACUCAGCUCUAAGAUUUUAGGGUAUUUCAUAUCUUCAUCAAAUAUAUUUUUUGGUUAAUAAAUGUUUUAAUUUACUGCAUAUUUGAUUAAAUUAGUUGUAGCUCAAUUCUGGAAUAGGUUUAUGAUCAGUAUUAUUUUAUGGAUUACUAAUUGCUUGUGGUAUUUGUAUGUACAGUUCUGAUCUUCUCCAUUGUAAAGGGCAUAUAUGAUAGC
Messenger RNA from Ficedula albicollis (Collared flycatcher), 4907 nucleotides. It is a transcript of the gene SLC4A7, whose product is annotated as solute carrier family 4 member 7. Gene Ontology annotation, molecular function: sodium:bicarbonate symporter activity; solute:inorganic anion antiporter activity; monoatomic anion transmembrane transporter activity. Gene Ontology annotation, biological process: transmembrane transport; monoatomic anion transport; regulation of intracellular pH. Lineage: Eukaryota; Metazoa; Chordata; Aves; Passeriformes; Muscicapidae. The record is from RefSeq and is a predicted model, not a curated record. Gene Ontology annotation, cellular component: apical plasma membrane; plasma membrane; basolateral plasma membrane. The coding region runs from base 123 to 3842 and encodes 1239 amino acids. The transcript has 26 exons.